CCAAUGCACAAGGCCGUCUUUUAUUCCUCUCUGCAGUUUGAAACUGUCAGGUCGCUGCCAAGGGAGCCGGUUUACCGCUGUUGUUUCGGCUACGACGCGGCGAGGAGAAGGGGAGGCAGGCGUCUGGGUUUGUGGAGAGCCGCGACGGCUGCUGUGAUUGAGACCUGUUUCACCUUCCACUGAAAUUGUUCAGUGUUUGUGUAGAAUGUCAUCAGAUGAGGAGAAAGGCUCACUUCCCGUUUUACAGAAUGACUCUGAGCGGGGCAGUUCUGUCUCUUCAGAUCUUCAGGAAGAGUAUGAAGAACUGCUUCGUUACACUAUUGUGACUCCAAACAUUGAAUCAGGUGCUCUACAGCCAUGUCAUUCUAAAGGAGAAGUGGUGCCAGAUGUGCGGGUUCCUACUAUAAUUGAUAAUACUCUUCAUAAUCAAGCAGGAAAUAGCCCUGUCGUAAGAGAAACAAGAAUGGAAGUUGGAAAAGGAUGUGACUUAAAUAUUUCAAGUCAUUCAAAGACAGAUGGGUCAUCGCCAGUGUCGUCACCAAGGAAACCCUCACACCCUGUCAUGGAUUUUUUCAGCUCUAACCUCUUAGGUGACUCUUCCUCACCAGCGUCUAUUUCUAGUCAUGCAGACGUCCAUGAAAUCGUUGUGAGCGAUUUUCUUAUUUCAGAUGAAAACCUUCAGAAGAUGGAAAAUGUACUGGAUCUUUGGAGUUCAGGGCUUAAGACAAACAUCAUAUCUGAACUAAGCAAAUGGAGACUUAAUUUUAUUGACUGGCACCGAAUGGAAAUGAAAAAAGAGAAAGAAAAACAUGCAGCACACUUAAAACAACUGUGCAACCAGAUCAACAGCUUGAAGGAGCUGCAAAAAGCCUAUGAAGUUUCCAUCGGGAGAAAAGAUGAGGUGAUUUCUAGCUUAUCUCAUGCCAUAGGCAAGCAAAAGGAAAGGAUAGAGUUGAUGAGAACAUUCUUCCACUGGCGAAUUGGCCAUGUUAAAUGCAGACAGGAUGCCUAUGAAGGUAAACUAGCUGACCAGUACUUCCAGAGAACUUUACUGAAGAAAGUCUGGAAAGGCUGGAGAUCCAUAGUACAGAAACAGUGGAAAGAUGUGGUAGAACGAGCUUGUCAAGCAAGAGCAGAAGAAGUUUGUGUCCAGAUUUCCAAUGAUUAUGAAGCCAGAGUCGCUGUGUUAUCUGGAGCUUUGGAAAAUGCAAAAGCUGAGAUUCAAAGAAUGCAGCAAGAAAAAGAGCACUUUGAAGAUUCCAUGAAGAAAGCUUUCAUGAGGGGUGUGUGUGCAUUAAAUCUCGAAGCUAUGACUAUAUUUCAAAACAGAGGUGAUACAGGGAUAGACUUCACAAAUAAAAAAGAAGAGUAUGGCCCUGGCGUUCAAGGCAAAGAACAUUUUUCUCAGUCAGAUUCUCUGGCCCCUCAGAUGCCCUCAGUGGUUGCAUUGCCACCAUCCCCGCCAGCAGCAGCCAUGGGAGCAGCCAGCGCCUCUGCUUUUACCUCCGCUGCUUCCGUCACUUCUGCUGGGGCCACUUCUGCUUCCUCUGCUCACCUUCCGGUUUCUACAGCUCUUGGCUCCGGGUCUACAGCUGCUGCUCACCUUCCGGUUUCUACAACUCUUGGCUCCGGGUCUACAGCUGCUGCUGCACCAGAAGAAAUGUAUGUGCCCAGAGUUGUGACAUCUGCACAACAGAAGGCUGGAAGAACAAUUACAGCCCGGAUCACAGGGAGAUAUGAUUUUGCCUCAAAAAACAGAGUUAGUAGCAGCUUAGCUAUAAUGGGAGUUUCUCCUCCCAUGAGCUCAGUUGUUGUGGAAAAACAUCAUCCAGUCACAGUGCAAACCAUUCCUCAAGCUGCUGCAGCAAAGUAUCCCCGGACAAUUCAUCCUGAAAGUAGUACCUCAGCUUCUAGAUCCCUCGGAACCAGGUCAACUCACACCCAGUCUCUCACAAGCAUCCAUUCCAUAAAAGUGGUUGACUAAAAUGAAUAUGCACAUAUUGAGAUCUUUUAAUUCUUUUGGUUUUACCAAGGAUUAGAAGUCUCUCAUUUUUAAAAUUUCAUAUUCUUAAAACAUCAUGGAUACAUCAUGUUCAUCUUUUCAAAAUUAGAAGAGACUUUUUCAAGCCAUACCAUCCUUUGUAAUAUAUGUAGGAUUAUUUUAAUGUUUUUUUUUUAUUUAAACGAUUAAGUAAAACUUUUUUAAAUUAAAAAAUGACUUAAUUUUUUAAUAGGUUCAGCUGGUCACUGUUUACAUCAUCAAAGUAUAUAAAUCCUGUUUCUCAACAUUAUUUCUAAAAGGCUCAAUCAUUUCCAGUGUUACUAAGUCAACUCUGAGAACUUUACUAAAAAUAUUAAAAUAGAAUUAAGGUAUUUUUAUUUUAAAAUUAAAAAGUAAUAAUGAUACUUUAAUACAAAGUUUCUGUGAAGUUGGUAUAUUAGUCUUCAUUUUCCUAAGAUCAUUACAAUUAAAAAUGGGAAUUGGUAAGAUCUAUGAAUAAUUUUAAUGUUAAAAGGGAAAGAUUUUUUUGCUAGCACAAAAAGAGAGACACAGAAACAUCAAAAAAAUUUCCUCUUAGAAUGAUCCUAUUUCUGAUGUUCUUUCUUGCCUUUCUGAAACUGUAUGGUAUUGAACCUUUUUUCUCUCUGAACAUCUAAACAUCGCCGUAUGGGAGUGGGUAUAGCACUGGGCAAUUAGCAAAGCUUCUAGGCCUGGGCAGAGACUUUUCAGUGGAAGAAACCAUCUGGGUAAAAGUGAUUGAGGAAAGAAAGACCAGGCUUCUAAUGAUUUUAUUGCUGGCUGAGUGGGUUAUCUUGGGCCAGACAUUUAAUGUCAUAAACCAUAGGAUACCACUUGUGAAACAGAUCUACCUACCCCUCCUAUUUCACAAAGUACUCUGGCUUACAUAAAAACAAGUCAGUUCUAAAGAAUCUGUCCAUAGCCUCAAUUUUCACAUCUUUAACAGAAUUGGAUGGACUUAAUUAGAAGGCUGUUUCACUUUGAACUUGAUCUAGCUCUGUGCUCUAACUUUAUUAUAGGAAAUAGUUUUUCUUACUGUCUCACCUUGUAAUAGAACAUGAGAAUAAAUGUGAGAUAGGCAAAUACCCUAUUUCCUAAAGGGCACACCAAGGCUUUUCUGAAUUAAAGAAUAAAAGAAUUAGAGUAUUGUGUCUUAGAGUAUUAGAUCCUUCUUUUGCAGCACUGUUGUGAAUUCUGGUCCAGCUACCACUGUGGCAGACAGCGCAUCAGGAGUUACAACAAACACAAACCAACAGUGCCUCUUGUGCUACCCAUACCUCGGGCAUGCUCUUCUCUAGGACUUCACCAUGCACCAACUGACCACAGACUCCACUUGGAGCCUACUCAUGCAGCCUAGAGUUAACACCCCAUUGUGGUAACAGAUCAGUUCUUCCUUUCUCCAAUGUAUGAACUGCCCCGAGGUAUACUAGUCCAUCCCUUCUCUCAGAAGAAAGUACCCUGGAAAUCAGAUGAUCAGUUACUCUUCAUACCAACUGGUAGCCAAUUUGGUAUUUCACCCACCUUCCCCAUUGCACUCCCUUUUUCUGUCUUGCUUCCUUGGAUUUGCACUCCUAAAAAACAGUACUCAUGGACUUUGGUCUCAGGCUGUGCCUUUUGAGGAACCUAGAUGACAACUAGGUAUAGUUUUUAAUAUCCAAGCCAUAACCAUGUGGACAAACUAAAAGGAAUAUUAUGAAUAUUGUAAUUAAGAAUAUCAUAACCAUAUUUUUAAGCUUUAAGCUCUAGAAGUUGUAUAUUGUCCAAGGUGGAAGCAAAUAAUUAGUGCUAGCCUAAGUUAAAUUCCACAACUAAAACACUUACACAGUAAGAGUAUGUAUUCUAUUUGUUUACUUUCGCAUAAAGAGGUUACCCAGAUUUUGAAAGAGGGAGCAAAAAGCAUGGUCAGUGGAAACCAGCCAUACUGAAGAACAAAUGAGGAACAAGACUUCACUGAAUACCUUUCUUAAAAACUUUUUGGACUCAUGUGGAUAUAUUACCUAUUUUAAACAUUUAUAUAAGUAAGUGAGCCAUUUACAGUCAGCAUAAGACAAAGAUGUAAAACCAUAAAUUCAUGAUAGAAUAACUGUACUGAUAUUGCUCAGGAUUUUAUCUCUGGCCUUAUAGAAUUAAGAUCAGAAUUUGAAAAUGGAGAGCCUUAAAUUAUAAUGAAUAGGUGCAGAUAAACUGAUAUAACUUGAUACCUGAUUUCAUAUUUAUUUCAUAACUUUCUCAGAUUAUAAAAAUACUACAUGCUGUCAAAAAAAAACCCUGGAAAGUACCAAAAAGUACAAAGUAAAUGAAAAUCACCUUGCUGUUGAUUUUAAAAACAACAGCAAACAUUGGUGUAUACACUACUGGUCUUUUUUAAGCAAUAUUCUACACAUAUGUGUAAUUUAAAGCCAACAGUAACUGUAAAUUUCCAAAACUAGUUUUUCUCAGUGAAGAGAAAUAACAGUGGAUGAUUUCAAUACAGUGGGCAUGAGAUUAGGCAUUUAACCCGCAUUCAACCUUGAUCUUCAAUGCUGUGGAAGAGUGAGACACUACCCCAUUUUAUAAAGAAGGAAACUGAAGAUCCUGAAAACUUGAAUCACAGUUAAUAGGUCGCAAACCAUGCUAGGGAAGCAAGGGCAAAAAUGAACUAUUGGGAUUUCAUCAAAAUCAAAAGCUUUUGCACAGCAAAGGAAACAGU
Messenger RNA from Mustela erminea (ermine), 4709 nucleotides. It is a transcript of the gene POC5, whose product is annotated as POC5 centriolar protein. NCBI's taxonomy places the organism in Eukaryota, Metazoa, Chordata, Mammalia, Carnivora, Mustelidae. Gene Ontology annotation, cellular component: centrosome. The record is from RefSeq and is a predicted model, not a curated record. Bases 206 to 1984 code for a protein of 592 amino acids. The transcript has 13 exons.